This is a messenger RNA of Laetiporus sulphureus 93-53, 422 nucleotides long. RefSeq lists its product as uncharacterized. The record is from RefSeq and is a predicted model, not a curated record. NCBI's taxonomy places the organism in Eukaryota, Fungi, Basidiomycota, Agaricomycetes, Polyporales, Laetiporaceae. Bases 16 to 315 code for a protein of 99 amino acids. The transcript has a single exon.
CUAUUAUAUACACGCAUGCUACUACUCUCCCACACCAGUGGCGCAGGUCACACCGGGGCCUCUCGCCUCUGCGCUCCGUGCCCAGAUUCCAACAACUCCGAGAUCUUGUAUCACUGCAGCAGCGCCCCGCGGUCAACCCUCUGGCCCUCACCCUCCUGCCCUCGACCUCCUGAUCCCACCUCUGCCUGGUCGCACUGUCCCUCAGCUGCCCUGCAGCCUUCACACCUCGGCGACCUGCCCCAGCUCCCAGCCUUUGACCUGCCAACUGGAUUACUCACCAGCCAGCAUCCUGGUCCCCCAGCAGGAGCCUCGUAGUUGGUGGUUUCACAUUGAUUGCGGUGAGUGCCCUUUGGUCAAUGGUCAUCGGUUUGUGUUGACUUUCCUGGCCAGCCCGCUGUGCGGCCAGGAGUUCGGGAGUCGCC